GUAUUACCAGGCGAGUUGAUAGACCUGCAAGAGGAACUCUCAGCCUCCAGUGCCUUCUGUACGUAAGUGUGCACAUUCCCAACUGGCUAACUUGCUGUUGAUUUUCACGAGGAGCAACUUGGCAGAGUCUGCGGGGUGUUACAUGAGUCUUGCGGGGCACAAUAACCUGAAGAAUCAGAAAUGUUAAACCAUGGAGGACAGGGGCUCUCUAACUUUUUGUCCAGAAACUCAGAUCCACAUGAAGCAAACACUAUGACACAUGAUGCCCAUGUUUUCGAAAGUUUAAACUAUUGGAGCACCCAGUGGCUGCCGGUGUUAUUUCCAGAGAUGAAUUGUCGUCCGGACGUGGGAGGAGACGGCUUGGUGCAGUGGCUGGCCACACUGCUUGCUCUGUUCCUUUCACUCGGCAGCUCAGCAGGUUGGUCCUACUCCCGCUCUACUGUGGAGUUCCUGGAGUUUGGCUCCUCCGCUGCCAUCCUCUCAGGGUCCCUUCCUCGGGGAGACGAUGUGAACUCCGACCCCAUCCCCAUACCAAAUGGCUUCCCCUUCUCCAAUGAAACUGAGUCUGUUGUUUUUGUGAAUGUUAAUGGAUUCCUGUCCUUCAGAACAGCUAGAGACUAUGCUAGCCCUGAGGAAGAGUUCAGCUCAUCCUCCGACUAUACUCAUAUCCUUGCUCCUUACUGGGCUGACUAUGACAUCACCCAACAAGGUUGCCGUCUUUAGAACCGUUUCCUUCUUCAUGUGUGCAAGUGCAUACUAUAGCUAUAAUGGAUGCACAAAAAGUUGUUCACACAUCCACGUAAUGCAGUGAGCAUCGCCGCCGAGCGUUGCAUAUGGAGUGGUAAAAAGUAAGGUAAUAAAAAAGUUGAAACA
Geodia barretti is the source of this 873-nucleotide messenger RNA. The record is from the annotation of a GenBank genome assembly. Lineage: Eukaryota; Metazoa; Porifera; Demospongiae; Tetractinellida; Geodiidae.